Molecule: messenger RNA, 2048 nt
Organism: Lactuca saligna
Lineage: Eukaryota; Viridiplantae; Streptophyta; Magnoliopsida; Asterales; Asteraceae
Source: the annotation of a GenBank genome assembly
AUGCACGAUGUGUUGUUUUGCUCUUUAGUAUCCUCUGAUAUAGAUAUAGCAGUUACAGACAUGAAAGAACCAAUCAACCCACCAAAAUCAUCAACACCCAAAGCUUUCUUUCUCUCUCUAAUUCUCCUCUCUCUUUUCUACCUCAUCUUUCUCUCUCUACAAUCCAAACACCCCAACUCCAGCCACCGUACAAUCACCAUCAACGGACUCAAAAUCCGACCCGAAUACACCUCCUACGACAUCCACAUCCACCACCAGCUUCACAAAACCACCAACCCAAAACUCCGAAAAAUAUGGACCUCCAGGGAUUGGGACCGAAAGAUUCAGGUUUUCACCCAAUUUUUUCUACAACUAAAACAAGAAAAACUGCUCGCAAAUUCAUCAAAGGCGCUUUGUGUUGGAGCUCGGGUUGGGCAGGAAGUGGAGGCUUUGAAACGGGUCGGAGUUAAUGAUUCAAUCGGGUUGGAUCUUGUACCAUACCCGCCUAUUGUGAUCAAGGGUGAUUUUCAUCAUCAACCGUUUGAUGAUAAGACUUUUGACUUUGACUUUUCGAAUGUGUUUGACCAUGCUCUUUUCCAGAUAAAUUCGUUGGAGAGAUUGAACGGACAUAGAAACCUGGUGGAAUCUGUGUGCCAUCAAAAUAGAAGGAGGCUUGCUUCAACUGGCCAUGGCGGUGGUUUGGUGGUGAUUGGAUCAGUCUGCCAUCAAAAUAGAAGGAAGACGAGAGGAUUGGUUGAAGAAGGCAACAACUUUGGUUGUUUCUGGGUUUUUCUGCAUUACGAUUUCGACCAAAGUCAAGUCACAAAGGGCCCUUUCCUCUCUCUCGUAACACGAAGACAUCCCCUUCCCUCCCUUUCCCUUUCACCUCUUUCUCCUUCAAUUUUUUCUGCACCAACGAUGAACAACGGACCAGGUCUUUUCUCCGACAUCGGCAAGAAAGCCAAAGAUCUGCUGACGAGAGACUACCUGUCCGAUCAGAAAUUCUCUGUUUCAACCACCAGUGUUACCGGAGUGGGACUUACUUCAACUGCAACAAAGAAAGGAGGUCUGUCAAGUGGAGAUGUGGGAGCAAUAUACAAAUACAAGAACACAUUAAUUGAUGUCAAAUUCGACACACAAUCAAAUAUUGCUACAACAUUAACAUUCACUGAGCUUGUGCCCUCAACAAAGACUAUUGCUUCAUUCAAACUCCCUGAUUUUACAUCUGGCAAGCUUGAGGUUCAGUACUUCCAUUACCAUGCUACUUUAACAUCUGCAGUUGCUUUGACUCAAGCCCCAAAUGUUGACCUUUCAGCUACAAUUGGCACACCAACAUUUGCCAUAGGCGCAGAGGCAGGCUAUGAAACCUCUUCUAGUAAGUUGACAAAGUACACUGCUGGCAUCACUGUUAACAAACCAGAUUCUAGUGCUUCCAUAGUUUUGGGUGAUAAAGGAGACACGAUAAGGGCAUCGUAUAUACACCACUUUGAUGCAUCAAAAAAGAAUGCUGCUGUAGGGGAGAUUACUAGAAGGUUCUCAACAAAUGAGAACACGUUCACUGUUGGAGGGUCUUAUGCAGUUGAUGGUUUAACCAUGGUUAAGGCUAAACUCAACAACCAUGGGAAGCUAGGUGCACUGUUGCAGCAUGAGAUUAUUCCCAAGUCACUUGUCACCAUAUCUAGUGAGCUGGACACCAACUCCUUGGACAAAACUCCUAAGUUCGGUUUGGCUCUUGCUCUUAAACCAUGAUAUAAAGUCUUCAUGCUAUGAGAUAUUGUUCUUCAAUGUUUUUUUUUUUUUCCUCCCUAGAUGGUCUUCAAGGGAACAUUUAAUUAAUAAUAUGUCCUAGGAUACAUUUUUUUUGGAUCUGGGGUUUCAUUAUUUUCAUGGAUACAUUGCUUAAAUAUCAAUUGCCAUUUUGAUGGUUGAUUUUUUUUUUAGUGUUUUUGGGUUUCUAAAUGUCUACACAUAUUUUUGUUAUUGUUUCGAGUCUGUUUCAUUAUAUUAUCAUGUUAUUGAUUGUUGACAAAAUAUAAGAAAUAUAAGUUUCACUUUCUCGUGUGAAUAUA